Messenger RNA from Papaver somniferum (opium poppy), 3331 nucleotides. Its product is annotated as MADS-box transcription factor 51-like. NCBI's taxonomy places the organism in Eukaryota, Viridiplantae, Streptophyta, Magnoliopsida, Ranunculales, Papaveraceae. Gene Ontology annotation, molecular function: protein dimerization activity; RNA polymerase II cis-regulatory region sequence-specific DNA binding; DNA-binding transcription factor activity, RNA polymerase II-specific. The transcript has 3 exons. Gene Ontology annotation, biological process: regulation of transcription by RNA polymerase II. The coding region runs from base 2553 to 3146 and encodes 197 amino acids. The record is from RefSeq and is a predicted model, not a curated record.
UUCAGCUCACAGUAUUUCCGUCCCGGGUAUAACGAUUUUAAAAUAUCUCACGGAAAAGAGAACCAGCGAACUACACACUGAUAAUAACAGGCGAGAUUCAUUUCUCUUUCCGGCCGGGUAUAUAUCGAUUCUUAAAUCUCUGAAACAGAAAAGAGAACCAGUAAACCACAAACUGAUAAUAACAGGGUUGCUUUUAAGGCUUCAGAAAAUGAUCUAUUGUUAUAAGCUGAAUCAUCUAAUUUCUGCUCAGGUAUGAUGGCAGCUAAUGUCCAGUUACUUCCCGGUCCAGAAUUUUAUUGUGGCAUUCGAGGAGUGACCGUCAUUUUGAAUGAAUACAUUUGUUACAACUUGUCAGAUUUUCGUUCUUCUUCAGCAAUGUACUGGAUUGUUUAGGUUUGUGGUGUGUGGAAGUUUUCAUUUUGGUGCCUUUGAAAAUGAGUUUAUUUAGAUAUUUGCCAUUUGAAUAUUUUGUUGGAGUUGCGCAUACCACUUCCAAAUUACCAUAUUGCUUAAAGUGCAAUCCCAUUAUCUAAUACUGUAUCUAUGUGCAAAACAUCACACAACACGGGAACAUGUAGCAUGCUUCUCAAAUAUUUAUGCAGGUCAGAAGGUAACACAAACAUCUUUUUCAUAUAUCCUGCACCUGGAGAACAGACAUGAAUUUUGUUUAAAAAUAGACUGUUCAUCAUUUUAUAAAUGUAUUGCCUGAAUCAGUAUAAUCUCAAAGGGGCAAAAAUGUAUUACAUACAAAAGGUAAAUCACUUUUUCUAAAUCAAAAAGCCGUUGCAUAAAUUAUUCUGUUUUGAAGGUAUUGUGAGCUCUGGUGCUUGGCUGAUCCGCAGAUGCUUCCAUGUCCUCUAAAUCAGUCGUACCUUGCAUAUGACUCAAAGGUGGUGUUGGUAUCAUCUCAAUACAAAGUGUGUUUUGUUCUUCAGUUAAUUAUUCCAACUGUAUGUCGGUUUUGAAUCUUUUGAUGGUCCUUUCGCUGUUAAGAUGUUAUACACAAAAAUACACACAGCAGAUGGAAAUGGUUUCCUAUAUAAUGUAUAUAUACUCCCCCAAAGAUCGGUUUUUUCACCAACUAAUAGGUUUAUCGACACAGUCACCCUGGUCACCAGCAACUUUUCCCGAAACACAUGUACCCAUUUUUGUGAAUGAACCCAAGGCUGAUAAGUUCAUGAAGCAACUACUUCCUACACUGAGGGUAAGAGACAACUUGAAUUUAGUUAACUUUGAGGAGUUGAAAUCAAUGUCCCAUCCAUCGCCUGUUUUUGUUUUAGCCAUCAAUAAUCGACAAAUGUUGCUUCUACAAAGAGCAGACUGGGGAUCAGAAGGAAUGUGGUGUCAGGGUUGGGCUUGUUGUGGCAGCAUAGGUCUACUGCGUAAUGAGCAUACAUUUGGUGACUGCAGCCUUGAACUUCAAUCGUGCAGACUUGAUCAAAGAAUAUGCAGCAUAUUUUAGCUUCUCUGAUCUGCAUUGAAGCAGCAGACAUUUUAUCCUUGCGAUUCUGGUAAUAGAUUCUCAACCCAGCUAUUACUUAGUCUAUAGAGGUUAGAGAACUUGUAAUAUCUGCAUAUUCUGAAUUUAUAAAUUGCCAGUGGGAGGAAUGCAUUACCUCAGAGAUACUGUCCUCGAUCCCAACACCAGAAUGUAAUGGGGAUGGUAGCGUGUACCGUGUUCCCUUAUAUUAUUCUUCUUCCUCUCCUUGCUAGAGUCGAUAAGAUCCGUCUCUAGCUAAUAAAACCUUCGGAUCUGGAUUCAUCUCACUGAUGAAUGUUAAAGGUGAAGGCCAAACAAAAGGCUCCUCUGCUGAAGGGUUGAGCAGUGAAGCGAAUGCUCCAUGUUUAUACUUGACUGUAACUAUAUGAAACUCUUCUGCACAAUAAUGUCAAAGCAUGUCUUAUCAUAAUUAAGUUACUGCACGUAGCUGAUUGCUUCAUCAUUUGGAACAAAUUGGAAAAAUGGUCAUUUAAGAUGAUGGUUCUUUUGCCUGGUGUUUUCCAUUAGGAAAGCUAGGAGCACCAAUUUUAUAAACCUUGUAGAAUCUUGUUUGUAUAUACAGUUUACUUAGUCCCAAGAGUUUCAUACUUGCUUUAACUAAUCAAUAUAUUUAGGUCAUAGCAGUUUUUUGUGUGCUCCAGUCCAGAGAAAUGGCUUAGGCAAAUAUAUCUUGAAAGUCAAAGAUCGUUGACCAAGUAACAGAGUCUCUGUUUUUAAAAACAGGGGAUUCCGACUAUCAGUUCUAUCUCUAAAUACGCAGACAACAACGGCUAGUUCAUCAGAACUUGGGAAACACCGAAAAUCUUGGCCCCAAAGAUACACAGCUAUUUGUAUAAGUACUAGCGAUCUCUAAAAGUUACUCUUUUUUUUUUUCAUCUCUCCAUUAACACACAACUCAGAAACAUCUUUCUUCCGAGUAGUGAGUUGGGUUUUAUUUUGUUGUUUUUCUGAAGUUAGGGUUUGCUUCUAAGAUUGAAUCUUGAUUUGAUUUGAGUUUUCUGUUGUCAAAUUCUAGAAUUAACAGAGGAAUUUCUUUAAUCAAGGUAUAAUAAUGGGUACAGGGAGGAAGAAGAUUGAGAUAAAGAUGAUACAUGAUAGGAAAAAGAGAAGUGUAACAUUCUCCAAAAGACGUCAAGGUCUGUUUAAGAAAGCUGAUGAAUUAUGUCGUCUCACUGGUGCAGAUAUUUCUCUGAGUGUAUUCUCCCCUUCUGGAAGAUUGUAUACGUUUGGUUGCCCUAAUUCAGAUGAAGUCCUUUACAGAUUUCCUGUGAAAGAAGAAGAAAAGGAAGUUGAUGGUGAUGGGAAUAAUAGUAGAUCAGAAAAUGGUGAUGGGUUUUGGUGGAAUGAUUUAAACAUUGUAGAACUUGAUACUCUCGAGAAGGUAGACGCUGUGACAGAACAAUUGCUUCAAGUGCAGAAUCUUGUUGUCAAGAGAAAGGAAGAAUUACUUGCUGCAUUAUCCACUACUUCAGCAGCGGCAAACGAAACUACUACUGGUAAUAUGGAGGAUUCUUGUAUGUUUUCAGUGAAACAAGAAGGCGAUUCUUGGUUUCCUUCUCUAACGUCUGGUUAUAUGAAUGAGUUUGAUGAGUUACUGAAAGAUUUCUAUGUUGAUCAAAAGAUGCAACAACUGCCGGCUUAUUAACCAAGAAAGAACUCAAAUGAGGAAGGAGUUCUGGAAGGAUUUAGAUGUACUUACUGUAUGUAAUGUUGUUCUUAUCAUUUGAAGUUACAAAACUGAAAAUCAAUGUUCAAGUUUUUGGAUUUAUCUCUUCAUUGUUGUUAUUGUCUCUUAAAAAACAAUGUAUGUGAUUACAACAACAUAUUGUA